This is a messenger RNA of Coniosporium apollinis CBS 100218, 1212 nucleotides long. RefSeq lists its product as uncharacterized. The coding region runs from base 1 to 1212 and encodes 403 amino acids. Lineage: Eukaryota; Fungi; Ascomycota; Dothideomycetes. The record is from RefSeq and is a predicted model, not a curated record. The transcript is spliced from 4 exons.
AUGUCCUCGUCGCAAGGAGGUGCUCUGGGUGCGCCCAUAACCCCCCAAGGACCACCGUACGCACCGCAGACAUGGCAGCUCGGAGGCGCUACGAGCGUCGGCGUCGACGUGCCCGUUACCUCCGUCUUCCUCGUCCUGUUCCUCCUCGGUGCCGCGUGGCACUUUAAGAUCUUCAUUGGGAACAUGAAGAUAGGGCACUUCUUCUUCUCGUCGCUGUUCUGUUUCAUAUUCUGCAUGUCCCGAAUAGUAACGACCUCAAUGCGCAUCGCCUCAACCGUCCACCCACGCAACCUCAAGCUCGCCAUCGCCGCCAACGUCUUCGUCGCCGCCGGCGUGGUAAUCCUCUUCCUCGUGAACCUGAUCUUCACCAAACGCCUCGUGCGCGCCACGCAGCCCAAGCUCGGCUGGUCAAAGCCCGUCUCGAUCAUCUUCACCGCGCUCUUCGUCCUCACCGCCCUCACCAUCAUCAUGAUGAUCGUCGUAACGAUCCAGUCCUUCUUCACCCUGAACACAAACACCCGCGCUAUCGACCGCAGCAUCCAGCUCUACGGCGCGACCUUCUUCGCCGUGAUCUCCUUCCUGCCGAUUCCGCUCGUGGCACUCGCUCUCAUCGCGCGGCCCAAGUCCUCCAAAGCCGAGAAGUUCUCCAAGGGCCGCUUCAGGACGAAGGUCUACGUCCUCAUGACCGGCGCGACGCUACUGUGUCUCGGAGCCUCGUACCGCGCGGGCACGGCGUGGUUGCCGCCUGUCCCACGUAGCAGGCCCCUACCGGAUUACUUCCACAAGGCAUGUUUCUAUGUCUUCAACUUCGCCGUUGAGAUCUGUGUCGUGUAUUUCUACGCGCUCAUGCGCAUCGACCAGCGCUUCCAUAUUCCGAACGGCGCCAAGGGGGCCGGUAGCUAUAGCGGGCAGAAGGACGAGGAAGAGAUCAUGGAUGUGUCGACAGAGCCGGUGUUUGUGGAGGGCGAGACGAAGGACGGCGAUGUCAGCGAUGUCAGCAGGAGGGAUAGUGGCGCGUUCAAGAGCCUGCAGUCUGAGAAGGGCGGCGAUGCGUUUGAGUUUGGGGUUGUGCAGUUUAACGAGAAUGGUGAUCUGGAGAAGGGACGCGUUGUAUGGAGCCGCGGCAAGCCAGCUGAAGACCUCAAGGAGCUGCUCGAUGAGAUUGAUGAGAAGAUGUGGGUUAUCGUGAGAAAGGGCGGCUUCAAGGGAUGA